This is a messenger RNA of Paramecium pentaurelia, 1056 nucleotides long. The record is from the annotation of a GenBank genome assembly. Lineage: Eukaryota; Ciliophora; Oligohymenophorea; Peniculida; Parameciidae.
AUGGCAUUUCUUUAAAAGUAGUAAAUGUUGAAAUCAAUAAUUUUUAUACAAAAGCAUUAACUGUUUGAUAUCGAAUAGAUGCAAAGUGCGCAAUCAAAAAGGAUUCUAACGAAAUAGAGUCCAUAAUCAAUUAAGUCAAAUAAAGUUUAAUUCUCAUUUCAAUAAAAGAAUGUCAAACUCAUUAACAUAAAUGUCAAAACAAAACUUCGAUCAUGUUCUUUCCCAUCCUCAUUAAAUCCUCUUAAAUAUAUUGAAAUUAAAGGAAUUAAUAAGAAAUAGUCUAUUCUAAAUACUCAAUCUUCCUUAGGAUCACAAAAAUAACUUCGAAAACCAAGACCUAUGAUUUUAAGUGAAAAAGACAUUUAAAAAUAGUAGAAUAAAGAGUAAUUUAAAUAAAGAAGAAGAAGUUGUGAAUGUCAAUUUUGUGGACCUUUAAGUAGAUUCUAGAAAUAAUGUAUGAAUCAUGAAUUCAGGAUACAACAUAUUGAAAAAGAACGAGAAUCACCAAUGCAUAAAUUUCAAAGAUCAAUUCGUAAACAUUAAAUUUAUGUUAUGGCACCAUAUCUAUUUGCUAUAGAAAUACCUACUGAAUCAUUAGAAUAAUCUAUUGUAAGAAAAAAUACUUUCAAAAUUGAGAAAAAAAAUACUCAAUUACUGGAUGUCAUUAAAUAAGAAGAUGUUCUUUAAAUUAAUUCUUCAAAAAUUUUAGAUAGUACUCCAACUAAAAAACCUAGUUUUUUUGAAUCAUUUUUAGUUAAAUAAAAAGAAAUUAUAAAUAGUGAAAAAAGUAAAUUAAUCAAUAAAUAGUUUUCGUCAUUAUCUUAUCAUCUUUUAUCAAGAAAUGCUUAUAAAUAUAUUAAACCAUUUAAAACAUAACUACCUUAAAUACAAACAUAAUAAUAUAAAUAAGAACCAGCCCUUUCUACAGAAAGAAGCUCAUAAAAAAAAUCUGAAAAAAUAAUUAAGGAACUUUACAUUAAACCAUUCAUUCAUAAAUAUCCAUCAAGAUUGAGAUUGACAACUCUACCAGACUUAAUUCCAAAUAAUUUUUUAUGA